Messenger RNA from Entamoeba histolytica HM-1:IMSS, 735 nucleotides. RefSeq lists its product as uncharacterized. The transcript is spliced from 2 exons. Lineage: Eukaryota; Evosea; Mastigamoebida; Endamoebidae. The record is from RefSeq and is a predicted model, not a curated record. Bases 1 to 735 code for a protein of 244 amino acids.
AUGUUACAUAUCAAUCCAUCAUAUUCUGUUGAGAAAGUUAAUGAAUAUUUUCAUAUUAAAGAAUGUAAUUUUCAACUCCAAAAAUCGUUUAUAAAAGAAAUGAAAGUAUUCCCUCAUCUUGAAACAAAAGUAAGAAUUGCUUCAUUAACAUUAAAAAAUCCCAAAUACUCUUUUGAUCUUUCAGAGUUUACUUCUUUAACAAGUCUAUCACUUAAUAUUAAGAAACACUUAAGAGUUAAUGAUUUUAUUAGAAAUAAAUAUUAUCAUUUUGAAAGAGUCUAUGUUAUGAUGGAAGGAUUUGUUGAUAUCAACUUUAUUAAUCACAUUGAUCAAUUCAAUAUUAGAAAAGUAAUUAUUGAAUUUGAUAAACAAGAAAUAUUAGAAUCAGUCAUUAAAAAUAAGAAACUCCUUAAAAGAAUUACAUUUUGUUACAAAGAAUGUUAUUGUACUAUUUCUAAUGAUGGUAUUAUUCACAAUAAACGAUUAACUGAUGGAUUUGACGUAACAGAAAAAGGAUUUAAUAAUGAUACAAUACUUCAGUAUUAUCCUGAACAUAUAAAAAUAAAUGGAUUUAUCAACAAGAAAAUUGAAAUGGAUUUUAGUUCAUUCACAUUCAUAAAAUCAAUCAAAUCAACAACAUCUUCAAUUUGUUUCAAUCCACCAACUCCUUUAACACAUUUAGAUUCAAAAUAUUUCUAUGAAAUAUCUUCUCUUAAAGAAUUACAUCUUCAAUGA